Messenger RNA from Oncorhynchus masou masou (cherry salmon), 1315 nucleotides. Its product is annotated as mitochondrial inner membrane protease ATP23 homolog. Gene Ontology annotation, molecular function: metalloendopeptidase activity. The record is from RefSeq and is a predicted model, not a curated record. The coding region runs from base 87 to 791 and encodes 234 amino acids. NCBI's taxonomy places the organism in Eukaryota, Metazoa, Chordata, Actinopteri, Salmoniformes, Salmonidae. The transcript is spliced from 6 exons. Gene Ontology annotation, biological process: mitochondrial protein processing; mitochondrial proton-transporting ATP synthase complex assembly.
UUGAAAAACUAAGAAUGACCUCUCGUAGCUAGGCUGUGCUUGUUCCUAGAAGCAAAAGUGGCUAUUUUAGAAACACUUUUCAUGCAAUGGAUCAAAAUAAACCGCAAGAAGAGGACUAUGGAUAUAACCUAUUCCCGGAGAGGAAUUCGGGAAAGUUCCAAAAGGGAUCUAUAGCAGAAAGCUUGUUCACUUUCAAUCACAAAUGUCAGGUCAUGCUACAAUUCGCAAUGGAAACAAGUCCAUAUGCAAAGCUUCUCCUUGGAGCCAUGAAAAGCUCAGGAUGUGCAGUGUACAAAGAUAGACAUUUCUCCUGUGAAGACUGUGAUGGGACUGUCAGUGGUGGUUUUGAUGCAACAUCAUCACAAAUUGUUUUGUGUCAGAAUAAUAUUCACCAGCAGUCCCACAUGAACCGAGUGGUUACACAUGAGCUCAUCCAUGCCUUUGACCACUGCCGGGCGCAUGUGGAUUGGUUUAACAACUUCAAGCACUUGGCCUGCUCAGAGAUUCGAGCAGCCAAUCUCAGUGGGGAUUGCUCCUUCCACAAUGAAGUAUCCAGGUUCAACUUUGGCCUCAGGAAGCACCAUCAGGAAUGUGUUCGGGGACGUGCCUUGCGUUCCAUCCUUGCUGUUAGGAAGGUGAGCCGAGAGGAGGCAGAGAAAGUGGUGGACGAGGUAUUCGAUACCUGCUUCAAUGACCACGCCCCCUUUGGCCGCAUCCCACAUGACAAGAAGGAUGCCAAUUUUGCCUACAGAGAUUUUGAGAACCGAGAUCGGUAUUACGCAAACCUUUAAUGUGUUAUUACAUGCACAAAUUAAUUUUUAUUUAAUUUCCAUGGGUGCUAUUGUGAUGAUCCUUGCAGAAAGCUGGGCAACCUACCACUGCCCUCAGCAGAAUGACUGUGUCAAAAAUGGUAUGAAAUUACCUCCUGAAGGGAAAUAUUCAGAGGUCUUUCUCUCUGUCAUUUAAAUAAAUCAAAUGAUAUAAUAAAUUAUAUGUUUUUAUGGCACACUUUUGUGGACUCUAAUGCUAUAACUAAAGAAUAUGAUGGAGAGGUUUCCUUCUUGGCAUUGAUAAAUGUGGCCCAAAUAUUAUUUUUGUCAUCCUUUUAGAGAGGUUCCAAAGUUUGGUCUUUAUGUAGGGUAUAUGAUGCCUUUGAAACUUAUUUCAAGACUGAAAGGUGGGAACAGAUUUACAAGGGGGACUGUCCACCCCUCUACUCUGCCAUGUAACUGAACUGGGAGUUCACUGUAAAUAGAUUUUAUUGUACUGUACUGAAUAAGUUGAAAUAAAUAUUUGAUUAUUAUGAAUAAUAUGA